ACCCAGGAUGAAGAGCCUGGUACCUCACGAUCAGGACCCGGCUGUCAGCCUUGCUGGUGCCCCCAGCUCAGCCGAGGGACCAGUGCGCAUGUCUGGGCUGGGGAGCGCCGGACCCCUGGGGUCUGCGAGCGAAACCCGCCCCAGUUCCCUGAGCGCCUCCCACGGGGACCCCUCAGUGACGUGCUCCCGGCCACACAGGCCGGCACCCGCCUGCUCAGGCCAGAAACCCACGAAGCGCCGCGGGCAGUCAGGUUUCGGGCCCGCCUGCAACCGCGAGGCCCCGGCAGGCGCUGAAACCAAAGGCAGAUGAGGGAAGCAGCGCCAGGGGACCGAGGCGCCGCGGGCCGCGUAGCCGGGCGAGGGCAUGCUGCGCCGCCGCGACGAGCGCCAUGGGCUGGCUUAUCGGGGUCUCAGGUGGACGCGGCUCGAGCCGGAACGCCGCCGGGACCGCCGUGCGCAGACCCGAGGCCUGGGGCCCCCGCUUCUGGCUGCCGGCCCGCGCUCCUCGUUCUCCGCGCACUCGGGCCCGCCUCUCGGCCGUUUUCGCUUUCGCUUUCUUGCCGAGAGCGUUGAGGAAAAUGAAAGUGGCAGUGUCCAGAGCCUGCGCGGCAGCUGUCGGGGCGAGGGGCGCACCGUGCGGGGCGGCCAGCCUGGAGCGGGCGAGCCGGAGCUUCAGCCCGCACCCGGCGAGGACUGCCUGGUGUUCUGCCGUCUGCAGGCGCUCCUGCGUCCUUGUGUGAAUGCUCCAAGCAUCCAGCCGGGUCUCUGGCCUGCAGAGCCGCAGCAGAUGGCGGUAGGCCCUGGACUUCCCUGCACUGCAGGCAGUGAUGAGGCUGGGCAGCAGAGAAACAAGAAAAUGGACUCCCUUCUCCUGAAGACAAGAAUGCCAGCUACCAGCCAUGGGUGCCAGUUUGCAGCCUGUUGAAGGAAAACAAUAUCAAGCUCCUCUUAAGCUAGAGUCCAGCACACUCACCUGUGUGAAUGGCCCAGCUCCGAAACAGACAGGCGUCCUUGUUGAUGUCCCAGCCAUGCUUCGCAGCGUGCUUCCAUGGGAUCUGGAAGAUCAUCUCCUCCUAUACAGCACACAAGCACAUGUACACACAAAGCUGUGUCAGCUCAGAGACCACAGGUUUUUGGCCUUAAUCUGCCCAGCCCCCCAGGUCUGGGAAAAGACUGACUUCCCUUUUUCACCCUGACAUCUGGCUGGGGUUGACCCAUCCCGACAAUGGCCUAAACAGACUGGUGCAUCCCUCUGGAUCUCUCAGAAGAGGCUCUGGGUUCUGAUGAGCUAUGGCAUCAUCAGGUCAGCAAAGACCUCCUUCUGCUCAUUACAGAUGUGCUAGGACCCAUACAGAGGACCCCUGGAUGCUUCUCUCUGGCUUGUCAGCACCAACAUGGAAGUGAGAACUCAGUCCAUUAUAUGGGGCUUCUCAGAACAACUGUGAGCACUGGCUCCUACAAAGGGGGUUCUGGUCAUAUACCUUCAGGAGCCCAGGACCAGACUUGGAUGAUGACUACCUGUGUGACCCUGGCAUUGACACUGUACUUCUUUAUCCCUCACUGGUUUCCAUGAAAUGGGGAAAAAAAACAACAACAACAACAACCCAGUAACAAAUAUAAAAGCUAAGGUCCCACUGUUCUCAUUA
Molecule: messenger RNA, 1646 nt
Organism: Bubalus bubalis (water buffalo)
Lineage: Eukaryota; Metazoa; Chordata; Mammalia; Artiodactyla; Bovidae
Exons: 5
Coding region: 365-925 (186 amino acids)
Source: RefSeq, a predicted model, not a curated record